Molecule: messenger RNA, 3142 nt
Organism: Diaporthe batatas
Lineage: Eukaryota; Fungi; Ascomycota; Sordariomycetes; Diaporthales; Diaporthaceae
Exons: 5
Coding region: 1-2931 (976 amino acids)
Molecular function (GO): ATP binding; ATP-dependent chromatin remodeler activity
Source: RefSeq, a predicted model, not a curated record
AUGCACGUUGGUGUCACGGGCAUGCUGGCCGUCUACAGGCUCAUGCGCCACGCCAGCAACGGCAAGGCCUGGGACCCCGCUGCAGCAAAGGCCCGAUGGGACGCAUGGCAAGCCGCAUACCCGGACGCCAGGCCAGAGGACAGCCUGGAGUUCUUUGGUGUUGACCUGGAGAGCAGCAGCCGCUACCUCAGCCACGAGGACGCCCCGCCUGCCACGCACUACAUGGGCUACCAUAUGGAGGACUGGUCCAGGAACCACUCCAUGCUGGCCACCAUCUUCGCGGUGUGGAAGAAGCCCUGGGAACAGCUGGGGCCUAAGCGCAACGUCGAGGUCUACUCGACCCCGUUCGAGUCCCAGGAGAUGGCCGAGCUUCAGAUAGCCGCCAGCCACGGCGAGACGAGCGAGAAGGAGGACAACCGCCUCCGGAUGCUGCAGGCCAUGGCAGAUAUGGGCUUUGGCGACCUGGAUAACGAUGAUACCGACUCGGAUUUCCGCCGCAUUGUCAACGACAUUGUGAGCAGGCGCAACGACCCGGCCGCCAACAGGAAACUCGACUUCCAGCAGGGGAUGGAGGAGCUGACCAGGGACCUCGCAAAGGUCAACGGUUACAUGAACCUGGCCUACAGCAGCAAUGCCACGAACAAUAUGAACAGGCCCGACCUGUUUAAGCGCAGUAUCGUCGAGGCGGUUGUGGGCUCGCAGCACGGCACCCCGACCAACCCCAUUGACAACAACACCUUCAAGCCCAACAGCGCCAUCAUCGAGUUUACACGCAAAACCUCAAAGGCGUACCUCUCCAACUCGGCCAAUACCGUCGACGCCCUCCGCGACGUUUAUAUGGCACGCAACCCCAGGCUGUCGCCCGAAGACGCCCUCAGGCAGGCAGAGGCCAGCAUCGCCGCCACACAUGCCCUGUCGUCAUUCACCAGCGGCGAGAUCCCAGUCGACCCACCAUGGCCAGCCACGCUCCGGUCACUCGGCCUCGACCCCAAGAUGGAUGAGCUCGUCUUCAACGCCGAAAACACCCUUGUCACCAUGGCCGACGCAGUGGGCAAGGGCGCCAAGGGCGCUAAUGCGAGCACCAACGAGGAGAUCCUCCAGAAGGCCGCAGUUAUCCUGCCGCACCAGGCCAAGAAAGACCACUUCUCAAGCUUAUCCCACCCUAGGUACAUCUUAACCCAGAUUAGCUCAUUCCUUAACGCCAAUACCAUGGGACUCAGCAAGAGUCUGAUUGCCGAGCUUAUCAUCUACAUAUUAUCAUUGCUGGCAAAUGACCCGUCCUCAGGUACGAAGGGCCCAUUCGACCCCCACGUCUUUAUCUACCAGACGAAGCUGCUCGGGCAGUACACCUCGGACUGCCUGCGCUUCUUCUCUGGCCUCCGCGAAUACUACAUUGUUAGCUCCACGAAGAUGGAUCCCCCCCCCCGGCCCGGUGUCAAGACCAUCCAUGGCAUGGCAGCCUGGGAGAAGUUACAGAAGAUAAUAUACGACAGGCGAAACGACCCAAGCAUCACCAAGAUUACCAUCGCCAUGACCAUCCAUCUCAUCGAGAAGCGCUGUCUCUCAAGCGAGACAUUCGUGACAGGCCAGGAUAGCUUCGAGGAGCUAAUCGGUCACACGAACCGCCGUAUUGUCGCCACGCCUCGCAAGCGCAACUGGGCCACAGAUGCCAAGGGAUGGUUCAAGAACGCGUUUGACGGCGAUGGUGCUGACGAGGCUGCCGCCGAGGGCGCACUCGACGGUACGACGGAUGACGCGACCGCCAGCGGGACCGCAGAUGCUAGCGAGGCCAGCGACGAGGAGAGCGAAGAUGAGCCGGCUGAGGUGGAGGCACCUGCCAGCCGAGACUUCAACACGGCCUGCCGGAGGAUCUGGGAGGAACACAAGCCGCCGGCUGGUAGCUCGGCAACGCCAGCCGAGGCCACGGGCGAGUUCGUGGUCAGCAAGAUCGACCCGGAGGGGGGCGACCUCCGGGAGGGGUUCAACGAGACCCUUAGCGGCGUGCGUCUGGUCCAGGCCUUUAUGCGCCACCACAAGAUCAGGACGGGACAGCAGGCGCUCGAGUGGGCCAAGAAACACCCAGGGGGGAUCCCCGUGUCGGGGCGCACGAGCUACAUGCUCGGCCCCAAGUUCUUCAGCGAGGAGAUCCUCAAGCGCGGCGAGCACCCCAUCUACUGGCACGUGACGCUUGACGAGGCGCACAGCCUCCGAAACUAUGGGUCCAUACAACACAUGACGGCCUCCCUGCUCCCCAAGAACACCAUGUUGCUCCUGACGGGCACACCCAUCUUCAACAGCAUGAGCGACUUUAGGGCAUACAUGUUCCUCUACGCCGCCCACAGCGGCAUCGACGUCUACCUCAAGCUGCUCGAGACGGAUGUCCACCGCCUGGACCGCGCGUUCGAGUCAUCAGAGGACCUCAUCCGCCUGGGCCUGGUCGAGCUCAAGGACGAUGCCGGCAGGGGGUGGGUCGACGCGCUGUUUGCGUGGGCCGACAAGGACCUGGCCAGACGCCAGUGGUGGUGCCUCCUGGCCGACUUUCGCAUCCUGGCCAAGAGCCCUGACCCCACGACGAGGCUCGUCGCAUGCAGGAUGUUCCAGAGGUCCUUCAUGUCGCGCCGCACCAUUUCGACGCCGCUCGUGGACCACAUGGGUCGCACCGUGUACCCAACCACCAGGCUCCCGCCGUGCCACGUGAGGACGGUCUAUGUCCAGCACUCGAAGGACCGCUUCCAACGCCUUGUCCUCCUCACGGACCUGAUGAACAGCGAGAUCAAGGCCGCCAACGAGGAGCGCGCAAUGGGUGGCGGGGCCUGGAUGAGGAGGCGCCGCGCGGCCGCGGGCAGCAUGGGCGCCCGCCCGGGCCAGCGCCCGGUCCUCGGCGACAACCUGCUCGAGUCGCAGGUGCGUCACGUGCUCAACCUCGCCUAGGAGGGUGACGCGCCAAAGGCAUCCGCCCUUGGGUUCCACCGGGUCAUGAUCGCCGUUGCCAGCGACAACCACCUGUUCCGCAUGUACUUUGACCCCGAGGUCAACAGGAAGGACCCCUUGAAGAAGCUGUCCGCCGCCGAGAUCAGCAGUGUCAACCAGGUGCUGGACCCGCGCGGGGUUAAUUUAAUCUUUUUUAGAUCUUAAAAAAAAU